Messenger RNA from Rotaria sp. Silwood1, 864 nucleotides. The record is from the annotation of a GenBank genome assembly. NCBI's taxonomy places the organism in Eukaryota, Metazoa, Rotifera, Eurotatoria, Philodinida, Philodinidae.
AUGGUCAAUUCAACUACAACAAAUCGUCGUAAUGCAGUUACAAAUGGACGUCGUACAAAAGCACCAUUACCACAAUCAGCUUAUGCUUAUUUACGUUUUGUUCGUGGUACUCAAACAUGUUCUAGUGGAAUGUGUCCAUUUUGGGAACGACAUGGUCGUUCAUUUGUAUCACUUCGAUGUUAUGCACAAAAAUAUCGAGAAUGUACAUGUCUUCAUCGAAUGUGUUUUAGUUCAUGUAUGUUUUCACGUGAAGUUUGCAAUGAAGAAAUGGUUUCAUGUUUACGACAAAUAUGUCCAAGAUGUAUGCCAGCAUCAGCACAAGGAAUGUGUUCAGUUUAUGAUUCAGUAGCUCAACAAGUUACUGAAGCACUUUCUGUUUUUGCUUGUUAUCCAUGUUGUCCUGUUAUAAUGAAUGGAACCAACCAAAUGACCAAUAGACCAAAUAGUGCGACAGUAACAACAGCUCCACUUACAAAUAGUAUAGGAAUAACAACAUCACCAAUUGGAAAUAAUGGACAAGGAUUUCCUCAAAAUACUGCAAUUAUACAAAAUAAUAGACCUAAUCAAUCAAAUAAUGGAGGUCAAAGUAAUACAAUUGGUUCAGGAAAUAUCUCAAAUUUUCCGGGUGCAAAUCCUGGUAACGGUUUGGCGAACUCUAAUAAUAAUAAUAAUAAUGGUGUCAAUGGAGUUCCACAAGCUCCACCAAUAGUGCGUAAAACAAAAAAACCUGUAGUUACAAUUCGUCGAAAACCAAUUGCAACACGUCGACCUACUACUGUUCGUGGUGGUAACGUCAAAAAUGGUGUUCGUACUCCUGCAAAAGUUCCAAAGCCACAACCAACAAAUAAUCGUAUCAACAAUUAA